CGCGCUCGCGCUCUCGCGGCUCCUGCGCCUCAUAAAUCACUUGCUGGACCGCGCGCGCGUGUGGAGCUUCGCGUGACACGCGGUACGCGGCCAGCCAACGCUUGGAGCGAUACCAUUGCCUGCAGACAUCACAGGAGGUCGGAGAGCAAACUCGGCUCUCCGUACAAAACGUCCGUCCAAUGAAGGCCGGGCUGCUCGUCCUCGCGGCGGCGAGCGCGCUGCAGCCGCCGCGCACGGCUCGGCGAUUAUUGAAGUUGCACGCCGCCCCGGCGCCCGCGUACGUCGCGGGCGCGUGCCUCACGGGCAUCGCGUGGAAGCCAAUUGUAACAAAAGCGAUGGACGACUGGUACGAUAACGGAGAUACGAACUUCCGGCGGCCGGCCUGGGCGCCGCCGCGCAAGUGGUUCCCGCCGAUAUGGCGCGUGAACUACUUUCUGAUCGGUCUGGCCGCAUCCAGAAGAGCGGCGGCGGGAGGGCUGCCGCCGGUCGCGUGGGUCCACUACGCCCUCAACAUGUGCUGGGCGCCGCUCUUCUUCAAGUUUCGGCAGUUAAAAGCGGCCGUCGUCCUGAACGUGGGCCUCGUCAUUACGCUCGUGGCGGCUCUGCCAAGCUUCGCCGAGGCCGGCGCCGCCCUUCUCCUCGCGCCGUACCUCGGCUGGCUCGCCUUCGCGACGGCCCUGAGCCUCCAGAUCGCGCGGCUGAACCCGGCCGGCGUUUCUGCUCAAACGGCGAACGGCGCGUGGCGGGCGACCUGCGACGCCUCGGGCGUCGUCUCGUGGUACGACUUCGGCGUCCGCCUCGGCGGUUGAGACUCGCUGCUGCUCCCCGCACCGGGCUGAGUAGUAUAAAGAAUCGGAUGGAUA
Molecule: messenger RNA, 863 nt
Organism: Pelagomonas calceolata
Lineage: Eukaryota; Pelagophyceae; Pelagomonadales; Pelagomonadaceae
Source: the annotation of a GenBank genome assembly